Molecule: messenger RNA, 732 nt
Organism: Branchiostoma floridae (Florida lancelet)
Lineage: Eukaryota; Metazoa; Chordata; Leptocardii; Amphioxiformes; Branchiostomatidae
Product: zinc finger protein 678-like
Exons: 1
Biological process (GO): central nervous system development; regulation of transcription by RNA polymerase II
Cellular component (GO): nucleus
Molecular function (GO): RNA polymerase II cis-regulatory region sequence-specific DNA binding; DNA-binding transcription factor activity, RNA polymerase II-specific
Source: RefSeq, a predicted model, not a curated record
AUGGCAACAGCAAACAGCAUGCAGAGUGUGGAUUACGUCAGGAGAGAAGCAGCAGGGGGUUCUGCCGACAGUGUUCUCACCUGGCAAGGAGACAGACGUGAGGAGUCUGGGGAGGAGUCCAGUAGGAGAAACAAAGGUGUGAGAGUGUACAGGUGUGAGGAGUGCAGCAAACAGUUCAGUCAUCUGAGUCAGUUGAAGACUCACAUGCGGACUCACACAGGGGAGAAACCAUACAGGUGUGAGGAGUGCAGCAGGCAGUUCAGUCGGCUGAGUCAUCUGAAGAGGCACAUGCAUAAUCACACCGGGGAGAAACCUUACAAGUGUGAGAAGUGUAGCAGGCAGUUCAGUGUGCUGAGUAAUCUAAAGACUCACAUGCGGACUCACACAGGGGAGAAACCCUACAGGUGUGAGGAGUGCAGCAGGCAGUUCAAUGUGCUAAGUAAUCUGAAGAGACACAUGCGGACUCACACAGGUGAGAAACCCUAUAGGUGUGAGGAGUGUACCAGACAGUUCAGACAGCUGGGUGAUCUAAAGGCCCACAUGCGGACUCACACCGGAGAGAAACCUUACAGUUGUGAGGAGUGCACCAGGCAGUUCAGUCAGCUGGGUGAUCUGAAGAAGCACCUGCAGACUCACACAGGUGAGAAACCAUACAGGUGUGAGGAGUGCAGCAGGCAGUUCGGUCAGCUGAGUCAUCUGAAGUCUCACAUGCAGACUCACACAGGGGAGAAA